Molecule: messenger RNA, 1438 nt
Organism: Penaeus chinensis
Lineage: Eukaryota; Metazoa; Arthropoda; Malacostraca; Decapoda; Penaeidae
Product: oplophorus-luciferin 2-monooxygenase non-catalytic subunit-like
Exons: 4
Coding region: 115-1155 (346 amino acids)
Molecular function (GO): protein binding
Source: RefSeq, a predicted model, not a curated record
UGCUUGUUAGAGCCAUGCCCCUCCUUAUCUCCAGCGUCAUCGAGCCACCGCGUUCGCCUUAAAAGCGAGGCGCCCGUCGGGCCGCCACAGAGCGAGUCUGGCUUGCGCGCCACGAUGCCCUUCGUCGUCCCGCUGUUGGCCGCGGCGCUCGUGAGUGUGUCCGAAGGAUGCGCUGAUCCUACGCUGGAAGGACUUGACUCUCGCGACCUCCCUUGCCCUGAAGCGGAGGACAUCCUUCCUUGUGAGUGCACCGUGCAUGGCUCCUACAACCUGAACAUGUAUUGCUCUGACGUGGACAGUGACGAACUGGCCAGGGUGUUCUCCGCGCAUUUCCCUUUCACGCAGCACUGGAGGCUGGAUGUACGGUAUAGCGACAGGCUGGACGUGCUUCGGAAAGGCGACUUGGGCGUUGUUUCCAUCGACGACUUUGGCAUUAUAUUUUCUGGGCUUAGGGAGGUGCAAGAGGAAGCCCUUUCGCAGAGUUACUCGACCGUUGAGCGCAUUGGCUUAUCCUAUAACCAAAUAUCGAAAUUCCCUUUUCAUGAGCUUCCCUUGUUCACAGCUCUUAGGCAGUUAUACUUAUAUGACAACAAGCUUGAUCAGUUUCCCGAGCUGAAUUCUGACUCUCUUAGACUGGUCUCGCUGAGUUUCAACCUCAUGAGCGAUGUCCCAGUUGACGGUUUCAAAGGUGUUCCGAAUUUAGAAGUAUUCGCUUUUGAAGGAAAUAAUUUGGAACAUAUUACUCCAGGAACCUUUUCCGGCCUCCCGCACCUGCAGAGGGUCUAUAUCCCGAGGAACAAGCUGAGCCGCAUCCAAGAAGGGGCUCUCGCGGUUGCCAGUGACUUCUUUCGGGAACUUGUUUUGUUCGGAAAUAACAUCAGCAUUAUUGAACCUUUCGCCAUAACAGGCAUCAGCGGCGCAAACCUUCGGCUCGAUGGCAACUCCUUGACGGUUCUGGACGAAGCAGUGUUCCGGCCGCUGCUGGAGGACAAGGUCUCGAUCUUCCUCGAAGCAAACCCGCUGAGCUGCGAGUGCGACAUCGCCUGGCUCGUCACAGCACCCGACUUGAUGGCCCAGAUCGCCGACGCCGCCGCUUGCUUCAACGGGCAGCUGCUGGCGGACCUCGACCCGGCCAUCUACGAGAACCUCUGCUGAAGAAGGUGCACGGAAGGGGGGGCGCUCGUCAAGGAGGAGUCGCUUAAUGGCUGAACUGCUGUGUGUUGUAAUCUGCUAUAUUCUGUACACAGGGAUAGGCUUCAAUUAUUAUCAUCAUUAUCAUUAUUACCAUUAUAACUAUUGUUAUUAUUAUUAUUAUCAUUAUUAUUAUUAUUAAUUUUAUUAUUAUCAUUACGUGGUAGAAACUAUGACCGCUUGGAUGUUAUUACAGUGAUUUUUAGUUUCCUGUGGAUGCCAGUUUGAAAUCCAAUUAAAGACUUCU